AUGUUGAGCUGCUCGACAUUGCAACCUGUCAACACCGUCUCUAGCAUCUCCCGCAACUCGAAAGACAUCGGCACAGCCGCCUCGCCGUCAUGCUUCUUCAAGACGCUCGCUGAGCAGGUCGUCACCAUCGAGCUCAAGAACGACCUCUGCGUGACGGGCACGCUCAAGUCGGUGGACCAGUUCCUCAACAUCCGGUUAGACAACAUCCACGUCGAGGACCCCGAAAGGCAUCCGCACAUGCUCGCCGUCAAGAACGUCUUCAUCCGCGGCUCGGUGGUGCGCUACGUGCGCAUGGCGUCGCGCAACGUCGACACGACGCUGUUGGAGGACGCGACGCGGCGUGGCGCACAACGGCAAAUAAGCGUCGUUCGCGGUGUAAGGCAUUCUCGACGCGCUGGCGGCGGCAGCGGCGGCAGCGCAGCUCGCGAGACCUGGUUUGGAGGAGAGAGAGCAGAUAGUAGAACGACGACGCAGCACACAGCACACCAUACCGUUGCAUGUAACUAUACCACGAGCCUGUUGGCAGCCUCAGCGCCGCUGCUGCGGCCGCGGCUCUCGACCGUAUCGGCGCGGCGCGCUGUCCUCCCCGCCCUGCGCGCGACGUCGACGAGUCGCCGCGUGCUGUCGGCGGCACCGCAGACGGCCACCGGCGUCGCGCAACACGCCCCGGCGCCAGUCCCAGCACCAUACACGGCCUCCCCGCCCGACUGGCUCGACGCGUGCGUCCCCCGCUCCCUGGCGCGCACGAAGCCGUACCUCCGCCUCCUGAGGCUCAACAAGCCGACCGGCGCGAUCCUUCUCUACUGGCCCGGCGCGCAUUCCAUCAUGAUGGCGAGCACGGCGCUCGCGCUCCCCUGGACUACGCCGGUGUGGUACUGCUUCCUGUUUGCCGUCGGCGCGCUGGUCAUGCGCGGCGCAGGGUGUAUCGUUAAUGACAUGUGGGACGCGAAGAUGGACGCGAAGGUUGAACGCACCAAGAUGCGCCCGAUUGCCGCAGGCGAAGUGUCAUACACCGGCGCGACAGUCUUCCUCGGCUCGCAGCUCCUCCUCGGCCUCGGCGUGCUGUCCCAGCUCAACACGUACUCUAUCCUCCUGGGCGCGGCGUCGCUGCCCCUCGUCGCGAUCUACCCGUUCAUGAAGCGCGUGACGUACUACCCGCAGCUGACGCUCGGGACGGUGUUUACGUGGGGCGCGCUGCUCGGCUGGGCGGCCGUCGCAGGCAGUGUCAACUGGGCCGUGUGUGGGCCUUUGUGGUUCGGGCACAUGCUGCACUGCGUCGCGUAUGACACGAUCUACGCGCACCAGGACAAGAAGGACGACGUGCUCGCCGGCGUCAAGUCGACGGCCCUGGCAUGGGGCGACAAGUCCAAGCCCAUCAUCGCGACCCUCUACUCGGCCUUUGUCGGCUGCCUCGCCGUCGCUGGCCACGCGAUGGGCGCCGGGCCAAUCUACUACGCCGUGUCGGUCGCCGGCGCCGCCGCACAGCUCGCAUGGCAGGUCAUUACGGUCAACCUCGACGACACGGCCGACUGCUGGCGCAAGUUUGUGUCGAACGCGUGGCUGGGCGGCCUCAUCUUCCUCGGCACCGUCGGCGACUACGUCCAGCAGGUGCUCCUUGCGGGGUGGUUCUAGAUGCAUAGCACGGGCAUUAGGGUAUGGGAGCGGAGCGGAGCGGAGCAGUAUGGGUAGCUGGAUAAGGGGGCUGGAGGGUUAUGGCGCGCCUGGCGUCAGACUGGCCACGCUGACACACUCACCACCGAGGAACUUGUCCGCCGAGGCGCGCUGUUGCGCCCAGUCGGCUUUGAAUGCCACGAUGCCGACAAGGAUGCCCGCGGCGAACCCUGAUGUCAGCUGAUGUCUACGCCACUAGCAGCUCACAGCAACCCGACGAGAAGAGCC
Molecule: messenger RNA, 1899 nt
Organism: Vanrija pseudolonga
Lineage: Eukaryota; Fungi; Basidiomycota; Tremellomycetes; Trichosporonales; Trichosporonaceae
Gene: COQ2
Product: 4-hydroxybenzoate polyprenyltransferase, mitochondrial
Exons: 8
Coding region: 1-1632 (543 amino acids)
Biological process (GO): ubiquinone biosynthetic process; mRNA processing
Cellular component (GO): mitochondrial inner membrane
Molecular function (GO): 4-hydroxybenzoate polyprenyltransferase activity; RNA binding
Source: RefSeq, a predicted model, not a curated record